AUGGAUGUCGAAGGCCUAGGCGAAUUUGACUUCUUGAAUCCAGAAUACAAGUGCCGAGUUGUGUUUAAUGGCAUUCCGUUCGCUUCUGUCGCCCAUGGGCUGCGCUUCCUACGAUUAUCGCAUAAAAUAGGCGGCCAAGAAUACCACUACGAUGGAUCGGACCAUUUGCCGGCGCACGUCUCCAACUUUGUGUCGACUAUGGACGUAUCCACAGCACCAGAAGGCGUUGAGGAGAAUCCUCUGUGGAAUGCGCAUCGCCACGAAUGGCUAGAAUUACUGCUUCGCGACAAGUACCGGAGGAACGGAGACAUACGCUCUCGUCUCGGCAAGACUGGGGAUAGGCAGAUCGUUUUUAAAUCCGAUGAUCUUUUUCUGGGUUCUGACGGGAAAAGCGGCCAAAACAAGGUCGGACGCAUCACGGAGCAAAUACGGGAAGAUAUGUGUGCCUACAAGGACCACCGAAUGUGGCUAUUAAUGUGCCAAAACAUGAGCUCCGAGGAUUUUUGGGUAACAGUUGAAGAGACGCAGGGUGACUCCGGCGUUUGCAAACACCGGCUCGAGGGCAAAUGCUUGUAUGACAUAGGGCGCAUUCCUUCGUGUGACCUAAAACCUGCCAACCCUUCCAUUAGCCGAGUUCACGCUUCGAUAUAUAUGAACAAGCGCGGUCACGUAUAUAUUGUGAACUACAACGAUGUUACUGGUGUGACCGUGAACGGCCAGCGGUUGGAGCCUCAUGAACCUUUUGCUCUGAGGAAUGGCGACCGGUUCACGCUUGGGGCAUCAAAACGCGUGUACCGUAUAGUGAUUGACCGCGACUUGGUGUCACGAAAGAUGGCAGAGAUUGCGCGCAAGAGUCGUGAGCUUCAGCAUAAGGCCGACCUUCAGGCGAAGCGCGUCAGCAACGAGCUUGAGACAUUUUUGAAGGGCCAUGACGAGGUGGGCAACUAUAUUUGUUUAGUGUAUGCAUUUCAGGUGGUUGUGCUCAAUGUUAGUUACAAGACCAAGCGUGCGGAUCUGUACGACUUCUUUUCGUCAUGCGGCGAUGUGGACUCGAUUCAGCUACCCCAGCACCGGGGUUCAAGUGAUGACCCUGCGUCGGACGAGACUCUGGCACGUCGCGGCAUCGCGUUCAUUAAGUUCAGGGACAAGAAAGGUGCCGCCCGGGCAUUGGAGCGUGAUGGCAUGUAUUUGAAUUAUCGCAAGAUCCAGGUGAAGUAUAAGUCUGAGGACAGCUGGGAGCCUGUGCACCGUCGUGAGCAACCGAGAUCGCGUUCUCGAUCGGGGUCUCCGCCACGACGUCGCUUUGCUGGACGUGGACGUUAUGACCGUCAACGGCCGAGCGUAAGGCGGCGAAGUCGCAGCAGAAGUGCAUCACGGCGUCGACGGCGCAGCUCCGAUUCCAGCAGCUACAGCAGAAGUAGUAGCUCCGGCAGGUCUCGAGACGAUUCACGGCGAAGCAGCACUUCACGUUCCAGCCGAGGCUGA
Babesia ovata is the source of this 1485-nucleotide messenger RNA. Its product is annotated as FHA domain-containing protein. The transcript has 5 exons. The record is from RefSeq and is a predicted model, not a curated record. Gene Ontology annotation, molecular function: mRNA binding; protein binding. The coding region runs from base 1 to 1485 and encodes 494 amino acids. Gene Ontology annotation, cellular component: cytoplasm; nucleus. Lineage: Eukaryota; Apicomplexa; Aconoidasida; Piroplasmida; Babesiidae.